This is a messenger RNA of Gossypium raimondii (Peruvian cotton), 2259 nucleotides long. RefSeq names its product beta-1,4-xylosyltransferase IRX14. Gene Ontology annotation, biological process: glucuronoxylan biosynthetic process; plant-type secondary cell wall biogenesis. Gene Ontology annotation, molecular function: xylosyltransferase activity; galactosylgalactosylxylosylprotein 3-beta-glucuronosyltransferase activity. The coding region runs from base 309 to 1814 and encodes 501 amino acids. Lineage: Eukaryota; Viridiplantae; Streptophyta; Magnoliopsida; Malvales; Malvaceae. Gene Ontology annotation, cellular component: Golgi membrane. The record is from RefSeq and is a predicted model, not a curated record. The transcript has 3 exons.
CAUGUUUUCUCCCUCUUCACUUUCAGUGUAUACAAUGAAGAACAAAUUAAGAGCAUAAAAGCAACAAGAUCAAAUUCAGAGUAAAUUUGAAAAAUAACCCCAAAAAUCAAUGCAUCCCUUGAUUCCAAAGUAAUCUUUAAAAAAAAUCCUUUCUUUUAAUCAACUCAUUAAGCCCAUCCUUCACCGCCAAAUCGAACCUACCACAAAAAUUUGGGCAGAAAAAAAAAUUGAUCUUGAUUCUCCUUUCUUCUUCUCUUUUUGCUUUUCUGUUGUUGCUUCGGUCGCCGGAGAUUUGGUUGUGGCCAAAAAUGAAGCUUUCGGCGCUACAACAGAGUUAUCUAGGUCGUCGGAGUAAUAGUUUCAGAUCAUCGGGACCGUUGGAUUCUUCUUCCGAUGGAGCUUUUAAAUCGCCGGCGGCCGUUUUUUGGCUUGUCCUCCAUGGUCUGUCUUGCUUAAUUAGCUUACUCCUUGGGUUCCGUUUUUCUCGUUUGGUUUUCCUUUUGUUAUCCACUUCUUCUACCUAUACCUCACCGUUUCAUUCCCCUACCGAGCUUGCCAAAACCCUAGAUAUCCGCUCAGUUAUUCCCGCUGACCCCGUCGGGAACGUCCCGUUACCGUUUCCUAACAAGACGGCGACGAACUCCCGGGUGGUUGUCGGGCGGCACGGGAUCCGGAUCCGGCCGUGGCCGCAUCCGAAUCCGGUUGAGGUUAUGAAGGCACACCGGAUCAUCGAAAGGGUCCAAACGGAGCAGAGGUUACAAUUCGGUGUGAAGGAUCCCAGGAAAAUUAUCGUGGUCACUCCGACGUAUGUACGGACGUUCCAAUCACUGCAUUUGACCGGUGUGAUGCAUUCGUUGAUGCUGGUCCCUUACGAUCUGGUCUGGAUCGUCGUUGAAGCCGGCGGCGUUAGCAAUGAAACGGCGUCGCUUAUCGCCAAAUCCGGUCGGAGAACCAUCCACGUGGGAUUCAGUCAACGGAUGCCGAAUUCAUGGGACGAACGCCAUAAAUUGGAAACCAAAAUGCGGCUUCGUGGUUUAAGAAUUGUAAGAGAGAAGAUAUUGGAUGGAAUUGUUAUAUUUGCUGAUGAUAGUAAUAUGCAUAGUAUGGAACUUUUCGAUGAGAUCCAAAAUGUGAAAUGGUUCGGUGCGGUUUCUGUCGGAAUACUUGCUAACUCGGCUAAUAUCGAUGAGAUGGUGGUUGAGAAGAGAGGGGAAGAGGAGAAUCCUCGAAUGCCGGUUCAAGGUCCGGCUUGUAACGUGUCUAAUAUGUUGGCAGGGUGGCAUACGUUUAACACAUUGCCGUUUGCUGGGAAAAGUGCGGUUUAUAUCGAUGAUAGAGCGACCGUGCUGCCUAGGAAGUUGGAGUGGUCGGGAUUCGUUUUGAAUUCUAGGUUGCUUUGGAAAGAUGGAGAUAAGCCGGAAUGGAUGAAAGAUAUCGAUACAUUGGAUGGGGAUAUCGAGAGUCCAUUGGAUUUGGUUAAAGACCCAUUGGUGGUGGAGCCUCUUGGAAGCUGUGGACGUCGAGUUUUGCUCUGGUGGCUUCGAGUUGAAGCUCGUGCUGAUAGCAAGUUCCCUCCUAGAUGGAUAAUUGACCCACCUUUGGAGGUCACCGUCCCAUCAAAACGCACUCCAUGGCCCGAUACUCCCCCUGAACUCCCUUCUCACGAGAAGCCAGUGAUAGGAAUCCAAGAACCAGUCAUCAAGCAUACUACAAAGACACGAACAUCCAGAUCAAAACGUCGAAGUAAAAGAAAGCACGAUGAAACAAGAACAGACAGACGCACAACAGGUUUCGACAAGACAUUACAAAACUAAAAAAAUCAUUAGCCCAGGAAUGUAUACACCCUGACCGAGUUGAAACCACCGUGCCAAGACCGAGUUGGGGGGAAUGCAGAUGGAUCUUAUCAGGCAUUGGGUAUGUAUCCAUGUGCACCCUUUUACCGUAGGCGAGUUUAUACAUGCAUUUCCGUUUACGUUCCUCUCUGAGUUUCAACUAUGUAUUUUUUUAUCUUUUACUCUCUUCUUUUUCAAUCCAUAGUUUCUUGGAGUGAUGGAUUAUAUCUGCUUCAUCAAGGAACGUAUGUUCGUCGAGUCGUUCUCUUUUGUGUCUCGAGAAAUGCUCGAUUGCGACAUGCUUAGUUUUUACAAAUUUAUACAUAUAAUCUUUGUAAUAGGGAACUAUAGAGCUGUGUUUAGUAGUUGGUUUUUGGUAGAUACGACACCAAGAAUAAUAAAGAUUCAGUCACAUGAUUAUUGAUAA